CUGCAGCUGGAUGGCUGGAUAGGAUGAACAAAACCCGUUAGUGAGGUUUUUUUGAAAAUACGUUUCUUAUUUACAAAGCGUCACUGAACAGGAAGCUGAAGAAGCGAAAACCCAUGAACUAUGGCCAUAGUCAAGAAGGAUGACAGAUUGACAAAUUCUCAAAGUUUACUAUGCGUCGGCUUUUCCGGAAUUUUUAGCAAAACUGCAACUUCGCCGCUGGAGGUCGUAAAGAUUUUGAGUCAGAUAGGAACAUUUCACUGUAAACGCGGUUUCCUGCACAGCUUUGUUUACAUAUAUCAGAAUGAGGGACUUCGAGCAUUUUGGAAGGGUAAUAUGGUUUCCUGUCUACGGUUGUUCCCCUAUAGUGCCAUACAUUUAGCAACGUACAAAAAGUUUGUCCACCUACACAUUGAUGAACUUGGUGAUAUCUCACAAUGGAGGGCCAUAGUGGCAGGUGGGCUUGCAGGGAUAUCUGCCGCUUUAGCAACAUAUCCAUUGGAGGUGGUUGAAACCAGGCUUAUUGCUAAGAACUGCAGACAAUCAACUUACAGAGGGCUUCUGCAUACUUUUUCCAGCAUCUACAGAAAUGAAGGACUUCAAGCUCUCUACAGGGGCUUUUCCCUCACAAUAUUAGGCGCUGUUCCCUUCUCAGUCGGCUGCUAUGCGGUGUAUGUCAACUUGGAUAAGCUGUGGCAGGAGCGACACGUUCGCUUCACGUCUUUUCAGAAUUUCAUCAAUGGCUGUCUUGCUGCAGGAGUUGCUCAGACUCUCUCCUUCCCCUUUGAAACUGUUAAAAGGAAGAUGCAGGCCCAGAAUCUUCUUCUGCCACAUUGUGGAGGAGUUGAUGUCCAUUUUAAUGGGAUGAUGGACUGUUUCAGACAGGUCAUCAAGAACAAAGGUGUCAUGGCUUUAUGGAGUGGCCUUACAGCCAACAUGGUGAAGAUUGUCCCAUAUUUUGGCCUGCUCUUCAGUUGCUUUGAGAUGUGUAAGCAAGUCUGCCUUUAUCGAAAUGGCUAUAUUGUUUCUCCACUAAGCUACACACUUAAACCAGGGGUUGACCAAAGCAUGGGCCCAUAUGAACUGGAAGAGUUUAAGCGCUACUUGAGAAACAGAAAAUCCCAUAGAGCACAAAGUACAUCCAUAGGAAACCGCUGGUAAUGUGGAGUCCCCUAGACACUGUAAUAAAUGAAAGAGGAGUGAGUAGAAAAAUGGUGCUCUCUAGUGUUUUGUGAGUAUGUGCAUUGAUAUGAGUGGGGGGUGGGAGUUUACUGCCUGAUGUUGGAACUCAUUCUGUGCAUUUUUCACAGUGGUACACAGCGCCGUAUAUUUGGUUUUUUUUAAUGAAUAUUGUACCUGUCAUUGUAUUUAACCUACGAUCAUGCCGUUUUAGGGAUCCUGCAUAUACUGUAUAUAAUUGAAGCACAACACACAUUCUUCAGUUUAUCAGAUAUAUUAGAUAAAGACCAGAGUUUAAGGCUCCUUUAAGGGAGUAUUAAAGGUGCAGUUUCGUUUCAGUGUUAUCAUUUAUUCCUUUUGCUUUACACUCCACUAAAAUUGUGUUGUUGUUUUUUAAGAACUGUGGAUAUGUAAAGUCUUUAUUCAUUUAAAUCACUUCUCAGGAAAUAUGUUGAACAUCAUUUCAACAGUAUAGAUCAAUGCCUUUUUCAAACAAAUCUUUAGUCUUUCACUGGCUUUAAGCUCUUUCUGUUAUUUAUUAGCCUGUGUUUUUAAGGUCAUAUUUUGAUGCAAUUUUAGCAUUGGCAUACUUGAUGAUUAAUCACUGCAGUGUAAUGUGAUGUAUUCUGCUGAUCUGGAUACUGUACAUGGUAACCCAGUAAAAAAUGCCUCUGAUCGAGCUGUAAAAAGACAAGAUCAGUUUAGUAAAAGUGCAUUAGUGUGUUUUUCAUUCAGAGGAAUAAAAAAAAAAAAAAAAAAAAAAUUG
Messenger RNA from Myxocyprinus asiaticus (Chinese sucker), 1942 nucleotides. Its product is annotated as solute carrier family 25 member 43. The record is from RefSeq and is a predicted model, not a curated record. The transcript has 5 exons. Gene Ontology annotation, biological process: transmembrane transport. NCBI's taxonomy places the organism in Eukaryota, Metazoa, Chordata, Actinopteri, Cypriniformes, Catostomidae. Bases 121 to 1158 code for a protein of 345 amino acids.